Messenger RNA from Heteronotia binoei (common prickly gecko), 1824 nucleotides. It is a transcript of the gene HEBP2, whose product is annotated as heme binding protein 2. The transcript is spliced from 4 exons. Gene Ontology annotation, cellular component: cytoplasm. Bases 170 to 736 code for a protein of 188 amino acids. NCBI's taxonomy places the organism in Eukaryota, Metazoa, Chordata, Lepidosauria, Squamata, Gekkonidae. The record is from RefSeq and is a predicted model, not a curated record.
AAAAACGAAGGCGCGGCUUUCCCCAACGUUGCUUCUUAAUAUUGGAAAUAGUGUAGUCUGUGUUGAAUAAAAAAAGUUCCAAACUUAAGGGAGCAGAUAAAGAUAAUCUGCAACUGCAUUCCAGUGUGUGGAGGAGCAGUUAUAAUUUUGUUCCCUUUCUUUGUCCAGGAUGUUGAAGGCUAUAAAACAAGUGUUCUUUUCCACUGGGCUGGAGAUGCCCAAAUGGACAGCGCUGCCAAAUCAGGCUUCUGAUUAUGAAAUUCGACAGUAUGAAGCAUCCAAAUGGGUUUGCACAUCUGUUAAAACAGUGGAUUGGAAUGCAGCUAUCAAUACCGGUUUCACAAAACUCUUUAACUACAUUAAGGGCAGGAAUGAAAAAGGGAUGAAGAUAGAUAUGACUGCUCCAGUAACAUGCUAUGUUGAACCUGGUGCUGGCCCAUUCUGUGAAUCUAUCACAACUGUUGCUUUUUACUUGCCAUCAAAACACCAGGCAAAUCCACCUAGGCCUUCAGAGGCUGAUGUCUUCAUUGAAAGCAGGCCAGCAAUUAAUGUGUUUGUCAGAUCCUUUGGAGGAUUUACCAAUGCCAAAAAGAACCAAGAGGAAAUACUGGCACUUGUUGAAAGUUUGAAACGGGAUGGCAAAACUUUUCAAGAAAAGGUUUACUAUACUGCUGGCUAUGACAGUCCAUUUAAAUUGCUGAAUCGACAUAAUGAAGUUUGGCUUAUCAGGAGAUAAAACCCCAGUACUUUAGUCUUAAUUUCUAGUAUUUAAUUUUUAACAAAGUGUAACUUUUACAAUAACAGAUAAAGGCCCUAUUUUUGUUUUUUGUUUUUCUAAUCAAUUUUUUCUGUUUUUCCAACUAUAUAUAUUGUCUCCUGAAAUCUCUAAAAAGGUGAUAUGGAGUAAACAGAGAGCCUGUACAACUUUUCAUCAAAGUGGCAUUCAGAAUGGACAUGCAAGUUCUGCUCUGUGUGACUGAAUUUUCUAUUUUUAGAGAAAUAAGUGCAUGGGCAAUGAAGGUCAUGAAUUGCCACCUGUGUUUCCUGAACACCUUAAAGACAGAAGUAUCCAAACCCCAAAUCUCUGCUUUGCGAGAAGAGUGCGGGAUGUAAGUCAAAUAAAUAAUCUCAAAUAUAAGGUACAGUGAUCCAAAAUAUGACCCAUGGCACCCCGCCACUUUUCACAAAAUGACUGAGUCUGCAAGGAUAGGAAACAUCUACCCAUUAUGGGCAAUCUGGGCUUAAGUCAUUUAUAGUUGUUAAUACGCAUCACUGUGCUGUGUAUGUAUCUUUUGAGCUUACACAUUGUAAUUACAGGUAAUUUACCAAAGGUGCAGCAUCUAAUUAAGGAAACAUCAGAAUUGAAUUGAUUUGUCGGCAGGAACCUGGCAUGGAAUUUGGCUCUCUAACCCAUUGCAAUCAGCACUCUUAUCCUAAGGAGUCUUGCAUUCUGUAUGAAAAGCAUGACUGAUCAAUAAGUCAUCACAGUGGGGUGUAUGGCAAUUCAACCAGUCAAAGAGCUGUGCUUGUAAAGGAACAGUUUGACAGGGGGGUUUUUUAAAUGAGAAAAGGAACAUUUGAUACCAUGAUCAUUGAUGCUUCACCUACAUUACAUGCAAAGCUCCAUGUAAUGGAGACUUUUAAAGACUUUUACCAUCCAGCUACUAUUUUCCUUUGGAAAGAUGUCGAGGUUUUUUUCUCCUUUGAAAUACUAAAAGAUCAACCACUGAUAAUGCUGCAUAUAUAAUGUGACAUGAUGAUCUUGCACUUCAGCUGGAAAAUUUGACAUUUGUCACUUGGUUGAUUAAAAGAUGGGUUGUAGAA